GCACUCUCUUUCCCCGGCCACAAACCCACCGUGAGUGUCCAACUCACUGUUCUCGAAAAAAAAAAAACCUUAAAAACCUAUAAAAAUAAAUAAAAUUUACAAAAUCCUUAAAAAUAUACCUUUAAGAAAUACAAAAUUAAAAAAAUAGCAAAAUAAUAAAAAACAAAACACACAAACAGAACGUGUCGGGUGGAGGCUUUUUAAAGGAAGAAAUCCUCUUUAAUUUUUAAUUUUUUUCUUCUGGAGUCUGGGUUAGAGGAAGUUCUUCACCUUUUUUUUUUGGACCAGAACCGAACUAUGAACACGGCAGCGGGCAGUUACCCCAUGGCUUCUCUGUAUGUGGGCGACCUGCACCCCGACAUCACCGAGGCGAUGCUGUACGAGAAGUUCAGCCCCGCCGGCCCGGUGCUCUCCAUCCGGGUCUGCAGGGACAUGAUCACCCGCCGCUCCCUGGGAUAUGCUUACGUCAACUUCUCCCAGCCCGCCGACGCCGAGAGAGCCCUGGACACCAUGAACUUUGAUGUGGUGAAAGGGAAGCCGAUCAGAAUCAUGUGGUCACAGAGAGAUCCCUCGCUCAGGAAGUCAGGCGUGGGCAACGUGUUUAUCAAGAACCUGGACAAAUCCAUCGACAACAAAGCUCUGUACGACACCUUCUCUGCCUUUGGCAACAUCCUCUCCUGCAAGGUGGUGUGCGAUGAGAACGGCUCUAAGGGCUACGCCUUCGUUCAUUUCGAGACCCAGGACGCGGCCGAUCGAGCCAUAGAGAAGAUGAACGGCAUGCUUCUGAAUGACCGCAAGGUGUUUGUGGGUCGCUUCAAAUCCCGCAAAGAACGGGAGGCCGAGCUCGGCGCCAAAGCCAAAGAGUUUACAAACGUCUACAUCAAGAACUUUGGGGACGACAUGGACGACGAGCGGCUGAAAGAGCUUUUUGAGAAACACGGUAAAACACUCAGCGUGAAGGUGAUGAUAGACUCCACCGGCAAAUCCAGAGGGUUUGGAUUUGUUAGCUUUGAGAAACACGAAGACGCUAACAAGGCUGUGGAGGAAAUGAACGGCACCGAGCUCAACGGGAAGACCGUGUUCGUGGGGAGAGCUCAGAAGAAAAUGGAGCGGCAGGCGGAGCUGAAGAGGAAAUUUGAGCAGCUGAAGCAAGAACGAAUCAGUCGGUAUCAGGGAGUUAAUCUUUACAUCAAGAACCUGGAUGACACCAUCGAUGAUGAGAAGUUGCGUAAAGAGUUUUCUCCGUUUGGAUCAAUUACUAGUGCUAAAGUGAUGCUAGAAGAAGGUCGAUCCAAGGGCUUCGGUUUCGUCUGCUUCUCUUCCCCCGAGGAGGCCACCAAGGCCGUGACUGAGAUGAACGGGCGCAUCGUUGGCACCAAGCCCCUGUACGUGGCUCUGGCUCAGCGCAAAGAGGAGCGCAAAGCCCACCUCACCAACCAGUACAUGCAGCGAAUCGCUGGCAUGAGGGCCAUGCCCGCCAACGCCAUCAUCAACCAGUUCCAGCCCACCAGUGGCUACUUCAUGCCAGCUGUGCCUCAGGCCCAAAAUAGGACGACAUACUACGCACCCAAUCAGCUGGCCCAAAUACGACCCAACCCCAGGUGGCAGCAACAAGGUGGCCGAGGUCAAGGUGGUUUCCAAGGAAUGCCCGGCUCCCAGCUGCGUCAGCCUGGACCUCGUGGCAACCUGAGACACAUGAGUCCUGGUGGACAAGGCCCUCGAGCUACAGGCCAAGCCAUGGCUCCUCGACCAUCCAUGGGAGUCUCUGGUCCUCGGUCCAUGCCUCCUUACAAAUACGCCACUAGUGUCCGAAACCCCAAUCCUCAAGUGGUGCAAACGAUUCCCUUACAGCAGGCUCAGCCAGCUGUUCAUGUUCAGGGUCAGGAGCCCCUCACGGCCUCCAUGUUGGCUGCUGCGCCCCCACAGGAGCAGAAACAGAUGUUAGGAGAGCGUCUGUUCCCGCUGAUUCAGGCCAUGCACGCCAACCUGGCAGGGAAGAUCACCGGCAUGCUGCUGGAGAUCGACAACUCGGAGCUGCUGCACAUGCUGGAGUCGCACGAAUCCCUCCGUUCAAAGGUGGAGGAAGCUGUCGCUGUUCUGCAGGCCCACCAGGCAAAGAAAGAUGCCACUCAGAAAACUGGCAGCAUGACAACUACUGCUGCUGCAACAUCCUGAAGGCUGGUGGAGAAAAAUAAGCAGGGAUGGACACCAGACAYCACAACAAAUAUGCAAAAAAAAUUACAAAUUCAAAUAAAAUUUUAAAAAUAUUUCAUACCAUCAUUUUUACUGCCAUAAAAGGCAGUAAUACAUAUGAUAGUUGCAUGCAGGCCCUACUUUGCAAAGGAGAGAAUGUUUUCCAAAAGGGAAAUGGAGCCUGUUUUUUUUCUCACACUGAAAGCUUCAUGUUUGAUUUGAAAUGACAGUUUGCCUUCAUAUGUUGUCAUGAUGAGGUGUGUGGUAUUCUCAAUAAAGGACUGAUGGACAAUG
Molecule: messenger RNA, 2487 nt
Organism: Austrofundulus limnaeus
Lineage: Eukaryota; Metazoa; Chordata; Actinopteri; Cyprinodontiformes; Rivulidae
Gene: pabpc4
Product: poly(A) binding protein, cytoplasmic 4 (inducible form)
Exons: 15
Coding region: 298-2175 (625 amino acids)
Molecular function (GO): RNA binding
Source: RefSeq, a predicted model, not a curated record